AUGAACUUUACAGUGAUUCCCGUCUUUGAAUUAGAUGGGAUUAUUGCGAUAGAUUUUUCAGAAGAAUUUUUUGAGAAAGAAGGAGGCAUUUUACUUGACAAAAAUGCUGUGGUGACUUUGAGGAAUAAGAAACACAUAGAGAAGUAUCACUCCUUUCAGGCGUCGAAUAAUGCGACGUUGAUUAUUCCGGGGACUUUGGCGUUGUUAUCGAAAUUAACAGUUCCACCCAAACUGAAACUUUUAAUUGAAGAAGACUUGAGUUGCAAUUCGGACUUUGUUAUGAGUGAAGGAAGUAUUUUGGAAGUCAGUGGGACACUAACUUUACUUAAGAACUGUGAGAUGAAGGAAAACACUAAAAUUGGUAUUAAAGGAGAAGUCGUGGUCCAGGGAGCCACUUUAAAAAUGACUCAAAGUACUUUACAUGCAAAUUCAAUGGAAUUUAGUGAUUCAAAUUCAGUGAUAGAAAUUGGGGAAGGCUGCGACAUGACUUUGAGUGAAAUUACUAUGGGAAGUAACUCGAUGAUGUCUUUUAAAGGCAACUCGAAGCUCAAAAUUGAAAGUGGCGAAUUUGUGUUGAAGGACGACAGUCUUUUAAAUAUUUUAACAAACACUUUGGACUUCUCUGAUAUCAAGAAAAUCGUUUUAAAAGACAAUUCAAGACUUAGUGUGAGAAAUACAGUACAAGGGACUUUUAAGUUCUGUAGCGAACUUAUUGCAGACGAUUUUUCAAAUGUGUUAAUUUCAAGUUCUAGCACAUUUGAAAUGAAUAACAUUUCUAUAUAUAAUGAUGCUCUAUUCACUGUCACAGAUUCGCCACAGAUAUCAUUUAAUAGUAUCAAUUUAUAUAGUAAAAGUACUUUAUUGAUAUCUGAAAGUGCACUCCAACUGAGAGGUAAUUCAAUGGUUUUGGCGGACACUUCAAUAUUAAAAAUUGUUAAUACGAAGACGGUAAACAAAGUUAGUACCUUCAAUUUUAAAAUCGAGUUACACACAUCUUCGAAUUUAAUGUGUCAAAGUGCACUUCCUCUUUCCUUUGAUAUUUUAAUAUCAAUUUUUGACGAAUCAAAAUUAGAAAUUGUAGACACCAACAUUAAAACUUCUGAGUUAUUGAAUAAAUUUACCAACAGUGUUGGAAUCAAUUUAUAUAACAAUUCGACGUUUUCACUCAUUGGAAAUGCGCAGAUGAAUUACUCCAAAGACGUCGUUCUUCACGAUUUUUCGACACUUUUGUUGUCAUCAAAUAAGCAAACCUUUCAACCAACGUUUUUCACUCAUAUUAUACAAGCAAAGGACAACUCCUUUAUAACCAUUCCCAAUAACUCAAACAGUGUUAUUGCAGCUCAAUUAAUCUUUUCUGAAUACAGUAAAGUCGAUAUCGGCAUUUCCUCUCAAUUUACUAUUAAUAAACCAUUAAUAACUAUUGAUUUUACUAAUCAAACGUGUCUUCUGUUAUUAACAUCUUCCUCUUCAUUUACUAUGGAGUCGGCGUGUAGAGUAUAUAUAGACUCUUGUGUAGAGAUGAAGCACGCGUCCACUUUCACUGUCAAAAACGAGAGUGUUUUAACGGUAGCGAAAGGCAUAAUAACUCGUGCCAGUGAUUAUUUUACUUCCGUUAUAAUUAUUGAGUCGACGUCACGGCUGUAUUUUAAUUGUGAGAGUUACGAUAGAGAGUACUGCCGUUUGCAUCUGAGUGAUGUAGUGAAAGAUGUGAAUUGUUACUCCGUGAGUCUUUCACGGUCGACUGUAAUUGAAGCGCCGGGGCGGUCUAUAGAGGACUACCCACUCUUCUCGAGUUCCAAUGGGAUCUUUGAAGUUGAUCCGAAGAGUUUUGAGAAGAUCACAAGUUGUGUUGACAUCUUCUCAUCGCCAUAUGGAAUUAAUAUUUUAAUUGCUUUGGAAACUUUUGCAGUAGUUGGGUAUGACGAGAGAGUCUACAGGUACUGCCCAAGUACUAUGGAAAUGUCGACUGAAGUCUUUUGCCAUAUGAAUGGGACUCAAUGGAUCGAAGGUGAUGAAGAAGAAACGGAAUACCCAUAUCCAUUCACUCAUAGACAUUGCCCUCUACCUUAUGAUAGUGCUUAUGUCAAUCACUUUAAUGUCAUCGCAGAGCACACUUAUAUCAACACUUUGAACGAAAACUUGAAUGUUAAUUUUGUGAGAAAACCGGUGUGGAUUACACAUAAUAGAACAAGUAAAAGUGUUAAGCAUAUCACAGGGAACGUCGCGGGGCUUUUCUAUAUAAACGAAUUUAAUAUCACAACAGGGUGUCCGGUAACUGAACACCUUAAUACAAGCGCCUGGGUGCAAAAUACACUGACUUUCAAUCAGUCGUGUAUCAACGAGAAGUUGCCCGACUUGCAAGUCUACACCUCCGCAUUGAUCAUUGGGACCUUCCAAAUGCGAUUUGUAACAACAACAGACGUCAUAGUGUCAUUCCACAAGAACACAACACUCGCUAAGGAAAUUAACACAUCCAAAAAUUUGACGUCGAAUAUUAUGGCGAUGUACCAGCACGGCGUCAAUUUCACUAGAUUUAACACAAAAUGUGCGGCUGGAUACGUCUUUUAUAAUAAAACGGCGUUUGUCACACAACUCAAAGUUCUGUCGGACGUCAAAACCGUUUGUGAGAGCGACGAGGCCUUCAACGAAGUCACCAAAACGUGUCAAAACUGUCACAUUUUAUAUGGAAAUGCAUGUCAGAAGUGUGUGAGUGACACGUGUACGUUGUGUGAUUUAAAGUAUCGUUUAGACAGUACUGGGCACUGCACUUCAAUUGAAAAGUGUUUGAUUUAUUCUUCAAGUUAUUGUGUAGAAUGUGAGAGUGGGUAUUGGGCGGACAGUCAGUGUGUUUCGUGUCAAAUUGGAUGUCAAAAGUGUACCAAAAGUGGGUGUACCUUAUGUGAGAACAACAGCUCGUUAAUUCUUAAUGGAAAUUGUGUCCCAAUACCAAAUAGUUUAAUUAUAGUUCCACAAACUAUAAUUGCCUGUGAGAGGAAUUAUUACUCGACGACUGUAAUGUGUGCGUUGUGCACUUCUAAGUACCCAAACUGCGAGGAGUGCAAUACUAAAAGUUGUUUAAAAUGCAAUUUGGGAUAUGUUUUAAUAGGACAAGAUGGCUCUUACAGCUGUCAGGAUAUGCACUGUAAGACGAUAAAAACGCCUGAGAAGUGUUUAGAGUGUUCAGAAGAGUAUUUUCUGAAUAUAGAAGGGGACUGUGUGCCUAUAAUUGAACACUGCAGAUAUUAUGAUACCACCAAAUGCAUUGAAUGCGACAGUCCAAAUUAUUAUUUAGUAAAUAACAAAUGCACGACGAAUGAAUCGGAAACUCAUUGUUAUCAAUCGACUCAGAUAGGGUGUGUGGAGUGUGUUGAUGGGUACUACAGUGACGGCUCAGUAUGUAACAAGUGCAACACGAAAUGUAAAAAGUGUGUCUCAACCUUUGAUACGUGCACAUCGUGUAUAACUGGUGCUUCACUAAUUGAUAACAAGUGCGUCACGGUCUUCUCAUUAGAAGGGAUUUGUCUUCAAUUCAAUCAAUAUGGAUUUUGCACAGCAUGUAACACGACAUAUUAUGUCUCCGACGGGGGGUGUCUUCAAUGUACAUCUCCAUGUCAUGAGUGUCUUUCCAGUGGUAAAUGUACUAAUUGUAUCUCAAACUAUUACUUACUAGAUAAUGGAAAGUGCGAGUUAAUAAGUUCGAUUCUUCAUUGUAAGACAGCACAGACGAACAUUGGGUGUGUCAUAUGUGACGACGGAUUCUAUUUAAAAUCGAAAAUCUGUGUUAAAUGUGGAGAAGAGUGUAUUUCAUGUACUUCAGAGAGUCUCUGUCUUAAUUGCAGUAAUAAUAAAAUGAUAGAAAAUGGCGCUUGUGUGGAUAGAAUGGAAAUUAAAGGGUGUACCACACUCGUUAAUUCUUAUUGCGAAAAGUGCGACUUCUGGAAAAUGCCAUCUGAAGAUAAGACGAACUGUAAGAGUCACGUUGUGUGGUGGGUCAUUCUGCUUCUCACAAUUGUGGCGGUCGUCAUAUUGAUAGUAACCAUUUUAAUUGUUAUAUAUAUAGCAAUUGUAAUAAUGAGGCACAAAGAGCAACACAUUCGCUAUACAAAGUACCACAUUUUCAUGUUAAAAAAGGCAAUACACCAGAUCGAGUACUUUCCUCUGAAUACUGAAAGUGCUUUAGUGAUGUCUCCAAAGGAACUUUCAUUUAGUCCAGAAGCGCAUCAGAUACCCGUUGAUGAAGAUACGAGUCUUCAAGUGAUCAUUGGGAAUGUCGGCAAUUCCCCACAGAAAAUCCAGUUUGUGACAUUUAAAAGAAAGAGGAAGUACAUCUUGAAAUUUUCGCCAAAGGUGGUUGUGUUACGACGAGGAGAAGCGUGUGAAUUUACUUUGACGAUUCAUCCCAUUUGCUCCUUAAAAAUCCGUGACAAAAUUGGAGUCGUGUCCUGCGCUCUAAAAACUGGAAAUGAGAAAGUUAACGAAGUGAGUGUUUUCGCAGAGACAAUGUUAUCAACAAAACUCGACAAAGACAAUUUAAAGGAAAUCUCUGUGAUCGGAGAAGGCUCGUUUGGUGUUGUCUUUAAAGGGACUUUUAAUGACCAAAUAGUAGCUAUUAAGCGAAUUAGAACGGAAACUAAUAGAGACGACGCCUUCGAAGAAUUCGAAAAAGAAGUUUCCAUGUUAGACAAAUUUAGAUGUGAGUAUAUCGUCCACUUCUAUGGAGCCUGUUUUCUGCCGAAUUAUUUGUGUUUGGUAACAGAAUUGGCUGAAUUCGGAAGUAUCCAAGACGUAAAAGAUAAAAUGCCAAUCGACAUCUAUCCUCUGCAUUUAAAAACAAAGUUAAUGGUGGACGCGGCAAAAGGAGUCGAGUAUUUACAUAUCAAUGGCAUUUUCCAUAGAGAUAUCAAACCAGCUAAUAUACUCGUGACUUCUUUGGCAGAGGGACAAAAAGUCAACGCAAAAUUGACGGAUUUCGGUAGCUCAAGAAAUGUAAAUUGUUUGAAACAAAACAGCACGUUUACUAAAGGAAUUGGAACACCACUGUAUAUGGCACCCGAAGUAUUGAUAACUGGAAAAUAUGGGUUUGAAUCUGACACGUACUCAUUUGGUAUGUCAUUAUAUGAAGUAAUAGGGUGGUGCAGUGCUUUUUCAGAGUGCAGAUAUGUAUGGAACAUUGCAUCAAAAACAUCAAACGGAGAACGACCAGCGUUUUCCCCAAAUCACAAACUGUUUGAAGAUGUAAUUGCUUCGUGUUGGCGACACGAAAUAAAACAAAGGAUUUCUAUGAGCGAAGUUGUUCAGAAAUUAGAAAUUAUAUACGAGAAUCUCAACCAAAACACUGAUAAAAAUAGCAAAGCGCCACAAUUUUUAUUGUUGUAA
This is a messenger RNA of Entamoeba invadens IP1, 5376 nucleotides long. Its product is annotated as protein serine/threonine kinase, putative. Gene Ontology annotation, biological process: protein phosphorylation. Lineage: Eukaryota; Evosea; Mastigamoebida; Endamoebidae. Gene Ontology annotation, molecular function: protein kinase activity; ATP binding. The coding region runs from base 1 to 5376 and encodes 1791 amino acids. The transcript is spliced from 2 exons. The record is from RefSeq and is a predicted model, not a curated record.